CGCCCGGAAGUCCCGCCUUCGGAAAAGGAAGUAGCGGUGCGCUCGAACGCCAGCGGUGACCGCGAAGGCAACGGUGACCGAGAGAGGAGAAGGCGGCGGUGGCGGGCUAGCGGUUAGAGGCGGGGCCGGCUCCUCGGAGCGGCCCGGGACUGGAGUCAGAAUUGUUUGGAUUCGGCCUCGCGGUUCCAACCAUGGGUUUGUCUGCGUCUACCCCUGCUGUUGCAGUUCAGACCUCAAAUGCUUCUGAUCAUCAGACAGCAUCCCCGCCUUCAGGAUGCCCCAUGCAUGAAGGGAAAAUGAAAGGCUGUCCAGUGAGUGCGGAGCCACCUGAGCCAACUUGUGAGAACAAAACGAGCUCUGUGCCCACCCACCAGGACCGUGCAUAUGAGUACGUGGAGUGCCCUGUCACCGGCGCCGUGGCCGGCAGUAAGGAGGACCUGGACCCUUCUAACCUGAUGCCGCCACCCAACCAGAUGCCGGCCCCGGAUCAGCCAUUUGCGCUGUCUACGGUGAGGGAGGAGUCAUCCAUUCCGAGAGCAGAUUCAGACAAAAAGUGGGUUUAUCCUUCUGAACAGAUGUUCUGGAACGCGAUGUUACGCAAAGGGUGGAAGUGGAAGGAUGACGAUAUUAGUCAGAGAGAUAUGUACAAUAUCAUCAAAAUUCACAAUCAGAAUAACGAGCAAGCCUGGAAGGAGAUUUUGAAGUGGGAAGCCCUUCAUGCUGCGGAGUGUCCUUGUGGUCCAUCGUUGAUCCGGUUCGGAGGUAAAGCGAAAGAGUACUCACCAAGGGCAAGAAUCCGUUCCUGGAUGGGGUACGAGUUGCCUUUUGACAGGCACGACUGGAUCAUCAACCGCUGUGGGACAGAAGUCAGGUAUGUCAUCGACUACUACGACGGCGGCGAAGUUAACCAGGACUACCAGUUCACCAUCCUGGACGUCCGGCCCGCUUUGGAUUCUUUUUCGGCGGUGUGGGACAGGAUGAAGGUCGCGUGGUGGCGCUGGACCUCGUAACCACCGCUCCGUUAGCGAUGGGAAAAUACGAGCUAUUUUUUUCCCGAGCGAUACAUUAAACUCUUCCCCAAACCGAAUUGCUCUCGUGAUGUAAUGGGAAUGUCAAGUGGGUCGUGACACUGUAUGCCUAGUGAGGGUCCCAUGCACCGUGUUCUUUUGUUUUCACCUCAUAGUUUAUGCCAGAUCAUUCUAGGUUUCCUUCCCACUUGGCCUCAGUGGGAAGCAGUCCCUUGGGUUUUCCUUUCGCCGCAGUAUUGCCUGUGCAUUUAAUCUAGAAGAGUGAACAACCUCACAUGUUCAUGAGGAAGAGUAAGGAAAAAAGGGGCUCCCUUCCAAUUUUAAGAAAGAUUCUUUUCCGGAAGUUGUGCCGUCAUCCGUACGGUUUAGGAGCGCACCCUUAGGAAAACGCAGAGGUGUGCCCUGGGAACGCGCUCGGCAAAACUAAGGCGCGUCUCAGCUCCACGAAGUCUCGGUUGUGAGAAUCGCUCAGGCUGGGCCUUGUUAGAGAACAGUUUCAAGUCCCGCAUGAUUUGAUGAUGCGCCUGCAUUGGUGUAUGUGUUUUCACUUCUUAAAUAUGUCCAUUUCGAUCCCUGCCAUCCUGGCACAGAACUCCGCUCCCGCAAGCAGGUCUCGUUGCCCGUGACAUUGGACGUGUUCUCCCUGCUCCGAGUCCCGUGUCUUCUCCUGCCUGAAGCCCUCCCUCCGGUCAGCCUAACCCGAACCUUAGAGAUGGGGUGCAGGUCACAGCGCCAGGACGGUCCCUCUCGAAGACAGGAUCCUAUUCUGUGGAGUGUUAGAAUUCACAAGAAGAGUAUUUUCCCAGAUACGGAAUGUUUGUAUCAACUCACUGUCUCGGUGCAGAUUUUUUUUGCAGGGAGCUCUAAGUUUGCCGUUGAAGUGCUUUUCUGCCCGUGAUUCCUAAAGUGGCUGUUCUGCUUAGAGCAGCACGUUACUGUUCUCUUAAGCAUUGCCGAUGUUAACCCGUUUGAUGUACCUCGAAUCUGUAAUGUUAGGUUAGUGGAAGGAACUGGCAGUCUGCAGCGAUUCACGUGACAUGGAAUUUCUUGGUUGUGUCGGUAUUGUGUGGUGUUUUCAAAAUCCGACAGCUCUGAACUCUUCUACGUGUCAAAAUAUUUGUAUAUUUUAAAAUAAAAUAAAGCUGAUAGUUAACAGGU
This is a messenger RNA of Felis catus (domestic cat), 2186 nucleotides long. It is a transcript of the gene HCCS, whose product is annotated as holocytochrome c synthase. Gene Ontology annotation, cellular component: mitochondrion. Gene Ontology annotation, biological process: cytochrome c-heme linkage. NCBI's taxonomy places the organism in Eukaryota, Metazoa, Chordata, Mammalia, Carnivora, Felidae. The transcript has 7 exons. The coding region runs from base 192 to 1010 and encodes 272 amino acids. Gene Ontology annotation, molecular function: holocytochrome-c synthase activity. The record is from RefSeq and is a predicted model, not a curated record.